Molecule: messenger RNA, 249 nt
Organism: Linum trigynum
Lineage: Eukaryota; Viridiplantae; Streptophyta; Magnoliopsida; Malpighiales; Linaceae
Source: the annotation of a GenBank genome assembly
AUGCAUGCAGAUGACGAGCCGGCGGAUUGCACUGACGAGGAGCUCUUGGCCUUGUCGGCCAAGGAAAAUGAUCAUUCCUCUUCAGAGUCACCCCUGCCGCCACAGACUUCACUGGGAAAUGUGGAGGGCCAUCAUGAUGAUGCUUCUCCCCAUCACAUAUUUCUCCUGAAGUUCCAGCUUCCAUGGCCCCUCGUCGCAAUCCCACACGUGACAGGCGCCCUCCCUCUGGACUCAAUAUAUAUGAGGUAG